Molecule: messenger RNA, 1269 nt
Organism: Brachypodium distachyon (stiff brome)
Lineage: Eukaryota; Viridiplantae; Streptophyta; Magnoliopsida; Poales; Poaceae
Product: elongation of fatty acids protein 3-like
Exons: 1
Coding region: 220-1059 (279 amino acids)
Biological process (GO): very long-chain fatty acid biosynthetic process; fatty acid elongation, monounsaturated fatty acid; sphingolipid biosynthetic process
Cellular component (GO): endoplasmic reticulum membrane
Molecular function (GO): fatty acid elongase activity
Source: RefSeq, a predicted model, not a curated record
GAACACUGCGUCGCUUCCAUCGUCACAAACACACAAUCGGCUUGUUCAACAUGCGUCGAUCCGAAUCAAUGCAUCAGACAUGCCCAUUUUAGUCACCUCACAGCACCACUGGGCUGGACAGACGGCACCGGUACGGCGCUGGCUGCUGCUCCAUCCGAUAUUCCCGAUUAGCUCGACGUGUCACGCAGACCACCACACGACACGAGGAAACAAUUCUCCAUGGCCGCCGCGCUGCUGCGCCACGCCCGGUGGCUCCUGGUGGAGCGCCCCGCCGUCGCCUCCUUCCGCUGGCGCCGGGGCGUAACGCCCGCCGCGUCCCCGUCCUUCGCCGCCGCCGCCGUCUGCGCCUACCUGGCCGCGGUGCUCCUCCUCCACCGCCGCGCCCCGGCCCUCCCUCCCCGCCUCCUCCGCGCCGUCUCCGCGCUCCACAACACCGUCCUCCUCGCGCUCUCCGCCACCAUGGCCGCGGGCUGCGUGCUCUCCGCCGCGGCCACCGCCCCCUCCCCCCGGUGGGUCUUCUGCUUCCCGCCGGGCGCCGAUGCCACGCCGCCGUCGGGCCCGGUCUUCUACUGGGCGCACGUGUUCUACCUCUCCAAGAUCUACGAGCUCGGCGACACGCUGCUCAUCCUCCUCGCCCGCCGCCCGCUCACUUUCCUCCACGUGUACCACCACGCCGUCGUCAUCGUCAUGUGCUACCUCUGGCUCGCCACGCGCCAGUCGCUCAUGCCCGUCGCCCUCGUCACCAACGCCACCGUGCACGUCGUCAUGUACGGCUACUACCUCUGCUGCAGCCUGGGCCUCCGCUGGCCACCGCGGUGGAAGCGCGCCGUCACGGAGCUGCAGAUCGUGCAGUUCCUCUUCAGCUUCGCGGCCUCCGUCGUCAUGCUCUGGUUCCACUUCGCCGGCGGCGGGUGCGAGGGGAUGGCCGGCUGGGCCUUCAACGCCGUCUUCAACGCGUCGCUGCUCGCGCUAUUCCUCGACUUCCACGGCGCCGCCUACGCCGCCGCCACGGGCAAGAAGAAGAAGAGGAGCAGCAACAGUGGGGAAAAAACAGAGUGACGACGUGCACCAAGAGGGGAAUCAGUGAGCUGACGAUUUUCAGCAUUCCUGAAUACUGAGUUUUAGGCUUGUUGGAAUUGUAAAAUGCGAUGGCCUUUAUUAUUGUUAACAAUUCUGGUUCAAAUUUCCCGAAUUAUCAUGAUCUUCAUGUUGCAAUCUUAAAUUGAGAAUUGCUGCGGGCAAAUGGCAAUUCAUUCAUCUGCUUUCUAA